AUGACAGACUCGGAGGAAACGGGCUCACCAACGCUCGUCAAUGGCGAUAUUCGAGACGCGGUCGCGCCUGCUGUAGCUGAUUCGAGUGCGGCAGAGCAACAAGCUAGCUCGGACGAGGUCUAUGCCGAUCAAUAUGAGCUGACGUUGCUCUUACCUCGCAAGCUGCUGCCUGCCCCCGUCGCUCGCGCGUCCCUGUCAAGCACCCCAAGCAAGCGAUCUCAAAAAGCUGCAACUGCCGCAACAGAAGAUUGGGGGAUUCCACCGCGCUCGCCAGAUCCCAAAGUUGACCCAGACGAUGAGCACGACCUAGAAAACUACGUUCGUCUCUGGACGACAGUUGCGGGCACGGAAAAUAUCAGAGAUAUCCGAUCGCUCGUCAGCGAUUCCGCCGAAGGAUUCUGGCUCGGCUCCUUCGGUUUCGUCAAAGUCGAUUUUGAGGAGACGCCAGAAGAUGAGCAGCCAAAGAGGAUCAUACCGGAGAGUGACAGCACGCCAUUCCCAGAAUUGGCAGAAUUGCCUGUCAUCUUUCCAGGAACCACAGAAACCAAGCAGCGGGUUCUCAAGGUUGUGCCAGUGGACUUCACCGAGGCGGCAGCGCGUCAACAUCUUAUGCAGUUCUGGGACGUGAUCAAUCAUCGUGCAAUGGCUUUGACGGGCAAGAACGUCUACAGAGCGCCCAAAUACGACCCUUCGACCCUCACCCUUGAGCCCGGCAUGAGCUUGUUCACGUCGGUCAGGGGACAGGCGCCAGAAGAGCCAGAGUGCAUGCAUCAUGACCAUCACGAAGCGCAUUGUGACGCACAUGACGAAUCUGCAGACAAGAAGAAGUCCGAGCAAAAGAAGACCAAAGCAAGGCAGCCUGAGCUAAGCGAAGAGCAGCCUGCUCCAACAGAUCACGUUUUCGAGAAUUUCGAGCCCUUGAAAGACGAGCCUUGGCGUGCAAUACUGUCUGCGCGGGAUCAGGCUGCUCGAGCUGUGCCUCAGACGCCAGCUGCGCUUCGUCAGCUUGCCGUCAGCGCCUGGAAUCCCCCGCCAUUACACCUAGCGCAGCGUGGUCAUCUGCUUUACGUGACCCUCAUCACGCUCGAAGGCGAGAAUGUACACGUACAAGCGACCAACAAAGGCUUCUACAUUGAUCGAUCAGAUUCGACCCGCUUCGAUCCGACACCGAAGUCGUCAGACGCGCCUUUCGCGACUCUCUAUGAGCUCUGCAGAUCGAUCUCUCGUGCAUUCUCACUGGCAAUGGUCAAAAUCGUUGAGCCGCUCAAGCCACUCAAUCCGGACAUGUUCGCAUACCUUCCCAUUAGUCUCUGCACACCUGCUUCGCCAUGGCUAGUCAGCGAACCCUCGCACACAGCAGAUCCUUUGCGCAAUCAGCUGGCUUACAUCGUUACUGGCGGCAUCGCAGCGGAGCAGCUGCCGCCUGCGCGCGACUGGAACGACGACUUUGUUUCCGUUCGGGAAUUGCCUGUCAAGACGCUCGCCCAGCGCGUUCUGCGUGAGCGUAACCUUGCCCGACUACACUACGAAUUCGAGGUAUCCGCGACCAGAACGAUCUCCCUCAUCAUGAAGGGUGAGAUACCCGCUAUCAAUCCUUCAGAGGGUGUGGCAGCACGAACAUACUUGUAUAACAAUGUUCUCUUCUUGCGCGCGCUCGAUGCGCUCGAUAUUAUGCCCCACCUCGGGGGCGACGAAGCCAGUCGAGUGGCAGCCAACAAGGAUCUCGAAGCGCUCAAAGUAUUGCACCAGGCUGACAUUCCCCAGCUCAACCUGAUAGGCACUGCGCUUGUCGAUCUGCAAGGUCAGCGAUGGGUUUGCCAGACCCUGCCGCCAGGUAUUGCCAAUAAGACUAUUGAGGAAAUUGAAGCAAGCAAGAAAGACGGCCAAAAUUCUGCCAAGGAGGAAGACGACUUUGCUUGGGGACACUUCCGUAUUCUUUAUGGCAGCUCGGACACGGAGAAAGCGGACGACGAACUCGCGUGUGAUCCCAAAUUCCACAAGCUCGCGAGUAAAGUCGGCGAAGCUCUACAGCUCGCGCCACAUAUUGUUCAGGACAAAGAAGGUAGACAGUGCGAGCUCUAUACAAGUAUGGACGUACACGGCGCCGUCGGCUUGGAUGGUCGUCCCUUCCUGAUGGACCUUGCGCGCACUUCCCCUGUCGAUGUACACUUCUUGGAGGACGAUAUUCAGCGUAUCCCCGGCGAAACAGAGGAUUGCGCGUAUCCUCACACUUACUUGCUAUUACGACGAGAGCUACUGGACGCCUACCGUGACAGCAGCUUGCGUCAAUGGCUCACCGAGCAAGUUGCAAAGAAGACGGCGCAAAAGCCGAAGCCGGACGAGGAGCCAAAGACUUCGCAAUCGACCGCUGUGCAGGACGAACCGACCGAGCUUGCGUUGUCACAACCACCCACGCCAACUGUCGAGGAGUCAGUGACAUCUGCGCCUACACAAGCCGAACGUGAGGCGAUCUUAUUCAACGUCGAUGCGUUUGUCAAGCGUCAAGACGAUCGUGCCGGAGCAGUAUACCAAGAAUCAGAUCCCGCUGUCAGGCAUGUUCGUCAAGCAUCGAAGUAUCUCCGCGAGGUAGCGCUGGUCGACUACUUAACAGAGAUCGUGGCGAAUGGCUCAAUGCCUGUAGACGGCGCCGCACUCACAAGCUCUCUGCAUGCUCGAGGCAUCAACAUGCGCUAUCUUGGUCACAUCGUUCGUCUGGCUCAGGCCGGCACUCACAAGAUCCCAUGCAGUCCCUCCCUGCAGCUCGAGGCCGCAGAUCAGUUGGCAAAAGUGCAAGUCAGUCUGAAGCGAGAGAUGGUCGUACGAGCCGCCAAGCACAUCCUUCGCGCAGAGAUGAGCGCAGCACAGCCACACCAGGUCGCAGAGGUAGCAGCGCACAAUCUCAGCUGUUUGCUCGGUGCGGCUUCGACAUCGACAACAUCCAGCCAAACGAAGGAGACAAUACAGACCGCCAUUCUACGCGACGUGGCCCGCCGCUUCAGAUUCAGGCUCGAACCUAGCUAUUUUGAUCAAGAAUUGGCGCGACCCCAGCUUCUUCGCGAGCUCUGCUAUCGCCUGGGCAUCCAACUCAAAGCUCAGCCCUACGCAUUCGAUACGGUGCCAACGAGCAACGGCGCUUAUCACUCGUCAGAGGACGAAGCAACUAAGACGAAGAAGCCGAAAGCGAAGGCCACAAACGGCGUUUCCCACGGUCCGCUUCGAACGGCUAGUAUCAUGCCGGAUGAUAUACUUGGCUUCGUUCCAGUUGUCAAGUCUGUACAGCAUCAGAGCGGGUACGGAACAUACCUCGUCGAGCAAGCACAGUUUCAGCUACUCAAGGGAGACAAUGAGCGCGGCGAGCCAAUGAUGAACGAUGCAGUGCACUACUACGAGCAGCUGUUUGGCAAUAUUCAUCCCGAAAUCGCGACAAAGUACCAUCAGAUGUCAGUCGUGUACAGCAACAUUGCGCAACCGCUGUUACGCAGGGUCAGCCUCUUCGAACAAUCUGCUCAGCUUUCAAAACCAGAUGAGGCAGCGCGAAUGCGGGCAUACGCUGGCGUCCCCGACGAGGCUACGUAUGAGGCCAUCAAGCGUGAUUCGGAAAUCUACCUCGAUGCUGCAGCGAGAAUGGAGCGACAAGCUAUCCUGGCCGCCGAGCGCACGCUAGGUGUGGAUCAUUCGCUGGUAGCGCCGCUUUACGGCCAGCUAGCUCUCCAUGAGAAUGCUCUCGGCAAUACUCAGACAGCGUUGCGGCUGACGAAGCAUGCUAUUGGACUCUACCAAGCUCAAUAUGGCCCCGGCUGCACCGAAGUGCCUCGUCAGCUUACUCAUGCUGCCGCUUUCAUUCAAGGCUGGCUCGGUCACGAAGCAAGUAUACCGUACUAUAAGGCAGCUCACGCUUCGACUGUUCAGGCAAGAGGACCAGAGUCUAUCGCCACUGGCACUGCGAGCUACGCUGUGGCGCAAGUCUAUGCACUGUCCGGCAACAUGAAAGCUGCUAUUGAGCCCGCCAAGGAAAGCGCUCGCAUCUUUGCCGCACGGCUGGGCGAGAAGGAAGAGAAGACACUAGAAGCCAACAACUUACUUGCGGUCAUCCUUGCCAAUGCUGCCAAUCAAGCAAAGGCAGAGCAAGGUCAAGCAGCUUCCAUUGCUCGCCGCUUACACAUCUCCCCAGAACGCACUGCUCAGCUCCUGGCUCAGGCACGAAACGGCAUGCCGAUAGAAUCUGUGCAAGCCGAAGCACCGACAGGUGAGACCUAUGGCAGCCGAGGUCAUCUCGCCAUUGACGACCUCGUCAAGUACAUUUCCGGGCAGCAACAAGCUUCGAAGACGACGAGCAGCAAGCAGAGACGCCAGCGCGGCGGCAAGACUGCGCGCCGAUGAUGAGGAAAGCAAGGGGCAACAAGAAUUUGCGUCCUUUUGGGACGCUGAGCACCACUCGUUGUAGGCAGAUAGAAGAGGUCGCAUCGCAAUGUGUGUACAACAUGCAAGCUAGCAUGCAUCCCCCAGAAUCACCAAUUGUAAGCGUUUGCUGCAAAGGCGCCACCGUUGAUGAUGGGCCUGUUGGUUUGCACCCUGCCGGGACCGGUCCGCAGCCUCUUCUUCAGUAGCAAUGAUACCUUGUCGAGCCGUUUCUGAUCGGUUUUCUUGCCUUCUUGUA
Molecule: messenger RNA, 4657 nt
Organism: Mixia osmundae IAM 14324
Lineage: Eukaryota; Fungi; Basidiomycota; Mixiomycetes; Mixiales; Mixiaceae
Exons: 4
Coding region: 1-4380 (1459 amino acids)
Biological process (GO): intracellular distribution of mitochondria
Cellular component (GO): cytoplasm
Molecular function (GO): mRNA binding; protein binding
Source: RefSeq, a predicted model, not a curated record